This is a messenger RNA of Fusarium sp. VM40, 780 nucleotides long. The record is from the annotation of a GenBank genome assembly. Lineage: Eukaryota; Fungi; Ascomycota; Sordariomycetes; Hypocreales; Nectriaceae.
AUGUCGCUAGAUAAUUCUCAGUACUCAAUGGGGCCUGCCGAGGAGCUGCCUCUCACCGAGAAGUGUCACCACUAUCAAGGAAAGCAUGAAGUGCCGUGGGAUAAUCAAAAAUAUUUUGCGCAACGUUAUUCAAUCUUCUCACUCUACGAUUAUGGAGUUUACAUGACCGACGAUGCUUGGUUCGGUGUAACACCAGAGCCGGUAGCAAACCAAGUUGCUCACGAUAUGUAUGGCACUGAUGAGAAGAAGCACAUCCUCAUCGACGUCUUUGGCGGCGCAGGCGGCAACACUAUCGCAUUCACCCUUUCAGAACGCUGGAGUCGCGUCAUCUCCAUCGAGCGCGAUCCUUCCACGCUGGCUUGUGCUCAGAAUAACGCCAAGGUGUAUGGUGCUGACUCCGGAGUGAUCACGUGGGUUCUUGGGGAUAGUUUUGUGUAUCUGGACAAGUUGUUCAACCGUCCAGAAGAGCUACACCCAGAUCUCAGAGUGAACCUUGAUGAAACAGUCUUGUUUGCGAGUCCGCCAUGGGGAGGUCCUGGGUACCGCACUGACGAGGUGUUCAAUUUGUAUAAUAUGCAACCAUACAAUCUCGAUGAUUUGCAUAAUGCGUACAACAGGCUAGACCAUGCCCUAUUCCUACCGCGUACGAGCGACAUUCGACAAAUUGCAAGACUGGCGCCUGCUGGCAGGAAAGUUGAGGUUGUGCAGUACUGCAUGGAGGGAGCUAGCAAGGCUCUUGUUGCUUACCUCCCAGGGAAAUACUCAAAGCCACGGGAGUGA